Molecule: messenger RNA, 873 nt
Organism: Spinacia oleracea (spinach)
Lineage: Eukaryota; Viridiplantae; Streptophyta; Magnoliopsida; Caryophyllales; Amaranthaceae
Product: umecyanin-like
Exons: 2
Coding region: 67-624 (185 amino acids)
Cellular component (GO): plasma membrane
Molecular function (GO): electron transfer activity
Source: RefSeq, a predicted model, not a curated record
UGAGUAAAAUAAAUAAAAAGCUUUUAAGCAAGUCUAAAAUAAAAUAAUAAAAUAAUAAAUAAUAAAAUGGCCGUGAUACGCCUCGUAUUGCCGUUGAUAUUUGUAAUGUGCUGCGUUUUGCUGCAAUCGACUAGCGCAUUGAUCCAUGUUGUUGGAGGAACUAAUGGUUGGGAAAUUCCCCCUAAUGCCACCUUCUAUUGUGAUUGGGCUAAGCCUAGAACUUUUGGCGUUGGUGACAAAUUAGUGUUUCCAUACAGAAUGGGAGCACACAACGUGCUAGAAGUAUCAAAGGCAGACUUUGACAAAUGUGGGCAUGACCAUGUAAUAAACAUGUUCUACAAAGGUCCAACCCUAAUUCAGCUCAACACAACCGGUGACUAUUACUUCUACAGCGGCAUUGGGACCCACUGCGAGCUCGGUCAGAAGCUACACAUCCAAGUCGUCCCCGGACGCGGUUUCUCCGGUCGUGGGGUCCGCUUCCUCGAGGUGUUUUCCCGUGCUCUCGCCCCGUCUGCCCCUGCUGACCAAGAGAAGUCUGCCCCUCACAACUCUGCCACUAGCACCAUUGCCCUCCCCUUCUUGGGCUUGCUCUCUUGUUUCUCUUUGUUUAUGUUCCUUAUAUGAUCACUAAAAUUAUAAGUAUGUGCAUGAACAUGCACAACAUAUAUUUUUUUUUAUUUAAAAUAAUUUUUUCAAUUCAAUUUUAUUUGUUAAUUUAUGUGGGUACAUGAACGAGUUUAAUUGGUUUAUGUAUAGUAGAUUUGGUGUGAAAUCAUUGCAAAUUGUCAGAGGAUUGUAAUUCUGGUUUUGACACAAUGGUUAAUUAGUUUUUUUUGCUAUAGAAAAGAGGAAUUAAUUUCCUUCGUUGGAUUA